AUGGUGAAUGAAAAAUUUGCCAGAAUAGUUCCUAGUGAGUUUAUAAUGAUCACGGUGGUAAUGUGCUACAGUUUGAUUCAUAUGGCUUUGACAUCGUCCACUAUCGUUUCUUAUGUACAAAAUGCCAUGGUUAUAGCUUGCACACUAGCACCAAUUUUUUACUAUUGUUGGUUUGGCAAUGAAGUCAAGCUAAAGAGCCUGCAAUUGUCGGAUAAUAUUUAUAAUACAGAAUGGACAAUACUUAACAACAACAUCAAGAAAGGUCUCUUAAUGAUCAUGAAUCGUGCGACGAUACCAAUCGAAUUUACCAGCGCAAACAUUCUGUCAAUGAAUCUUGAAUCAUUCGUGAUGGUGCUCAGGACAUCAUAUUCACUUUUUAAUGUACUGGUAAAUUCGCAGAAAUAG
This is a messenger RNA of Formica exsecta, 405 nucleotides long. Its product is annotated as odorant receptor Or2-like. The record is from RefSeq and is a predicted model, not a curated record. Bases 1 to 405 code for a protein of 134 amino acids. Lineage: Eukaryota; Metazoa; Arthropoda; Insecta; Hymenoptera; Formicidae. Gene Ontology annotation, molecular function: olfactory receptor activity; odorant binding. The transcript has 3 exons. Gene Ontology annotation, cellular component: plasma membrane. Gene Ontology annotation, biological process: detection of chemical stimulus involved in sensory perception of smell; sensory perception of smell.